AAUAGGAAAAACUCAUAUCAAGAUGGAAUGUACGCGACUACAUGUCCGAUCCCGCCGGGGAAGAACUACACUUACGCUCUCCAGGUUAAGGAUCAGAUCGGAAGCUUCUACUACUUCCCGUCGCUCGGAUUUCACAAAGCCGCCGGCGGAUUCGGUGGAAUUCGUAUCUCCACCCGUCCAUUGACACCUGUCCCUUUCCCUCCUCCCGCCGAUGAUUACACUCUUCUUAUCGGCGACUGGUUCAAGUCCAAUCACAAGGCCUUGAGAACACAGCUCGAUAAUGGCGGAAAGCUUCCUUUUCCAGAUGGAAUUCUCAUUAACGGCCGCGGUAGCGGUGCUACACUCAAUAUUCAACCAGGAAAGACAUACAGGCUUAGAAUAUCAAACGUGGGAUUACAAAACUCCCUCAACUUCCGCAUCCAGAACCACGUGAUGAAGUUGGUUGAAGUCGAAGGGACACACACUGUUCAGAACGUCUUCUCUUCGCUUGAUGUUCACGUUGGUCAAUCUUACUCGGUCCUCAUAACGGCUAAUCAGCCUGCAAAAGAUUAUUACAUUGUGGUCUCUUGUAGGUUUACACCGAAGGUCCUCACCACCACCGGUGUUCUCCAUUAUAGUAACUCUGCUGGACCUGUUUCUGGACCUAUUCCAGGUGCACCAACUAUGUUGAGCUGGUCUUUUAACCAGGCUCGAGCUAUAAGGACCAACCUUACAGCGAGCGGACCAAGACCAAACCCCCAAGGUUCAUACCACUAUGGUAUGGUAAAAGUCACGAGAACCAUCAAGCUUGUUAACUCUGCUGGACAGAUCAAAGGCAAGCAACGAUACGGCGUAAACAGCGCAUCAUUUUACCCAGCAGACACCCCUUUGAAACUCGCAGACUACUUCAAGAUUAACGGUGUAUACAAGCUUGGAAGCAUAUCUGAGCAGCCCACAAAUAAACCAAUAUUUCCUGCCACAUCUGUCUUGCAGGCUGAUUACAGAGACUUUGUGGAGAUUGUUUUCGAGAACAGGGAAAGUAUAGUCCAAAGCUGGCACUUUAAUGGUUACUCGUUCUUCGUUGUUGGAAUGGAGCUUGGGAAGUGGAGUCCUGCCAGUAGGAAAGUAUAUAAUCUAAACGAUGCAGUCUCACGUUGUACUGUUCAGGUAUAUCCAAGAUCAUGGACUGCAAUAUACGUAGCACUAGAUAACGUAGGAAUGUGGAACCUGAGAUCAGAGUCGUGGGAGAGACAAUACUUGGGACAACAGUUGUACAUGCGUGUCUACACAACGUCGACGUCUCUUAGAGAUGAAUAUCAAAUCCCGACGAACGCUCUUCUCUGUGGUAGGGCCAUAAAAGACUGACGUUUGAGACUUGAGAGUUAGAUAGAGAGAACCUGAACUCGUUCUCUUCUUCGUUUGUUGCUUCCUUUUCUUCCUAAGGGAGAGUUUUCCAUAUAAUAGUGUGGUUCAUCAUACAUUUUUGAAACAAAUCUAAUUACAGAGAUUUUCUCUUUAUGAGUAUAUAUA
Molecule: messenger RNA, 1509 nt
Organism: Eutrema salsugineum
Lineage: Eukaryota; Viridiplantae; Streptophyta; Magnoliopsida; Brassicales; Brassicaceae
Product: L-ascorbate oxidase homolog
Exons: 6
Coding region: 28-1344 (438 amino acids)
Molecular function (GO): oxidoreductase activity; copper ion binding
Source: RefSeq, a predicted model, not a curated record